AUGAACGACAACAGUGAUAUUGCCAGUUUUCUUUCCGGAGUUACCCCCUCCUCGUUCGAGAACGAAGACCUGAGAAUCAAAACGCUCUUGGCCGCGUAUGCCCUGAUAGCACGGCUGGAGACCCCAUGGGAGACCACUGCCAGACUUUGUAUGGGCCAGCCGGCGCUGGGAGCUGCCCUGAAGGUGUGCAAAGACCUUGAGCUCUUUGAAAACUGGCAUCAAGUGGGAGAUCAUGCAGCAACUGCAGAUGAGCUUUCCAAGCUUGUACCGUGCGAGACCGCUCUUCUAGAUCGUCUCUUACGACAUCUAGCCUCAAACCAUAUGCUCAAAGAGCCAUCCAUUGGCGUUUUCGAGCCAACCCCAUUCACCAAGUCCCUCCUCCAGCCGGUAUUUGGUGAAUGGAUUAACCACUUGUACGACGCUACACUGCCAUGCUUCUUCAAGAUGCCGGACUUUUUGGCAAAAACUGGCUAUAAACUUCCCCUUGACCCAGCGGAUGGCGUGUUUCAGUACACCAAGAACUGGAAAGGCGAUAUGUUCAACUACUACGAAGCCCACCCUCGCGAGGGCGAAUCCUUCAACCACGUCAUGGGGGGCGUCAUGGCCAACCAGGCCGGCUGGUUGGAUAUCUUCCCACACGAGCGAAUCUUGGAGACCUCACGCGAAGAUACGCCUCUUGUCGUCGAUAUCGGCGGCAACAUUGGACAUGACAUGGAACGCUUCCGUGAGGCGCACACUGAAUCCGCCAGCCGACUCUACUUGCAGGACCGACCCGAGGUUGUCAAGCUGUCCAAAUGUCCAGACCCAGUGAAUAAAAUGGGCUACGACUUCUUCUCUCCGCAGAUAAUCAAGGGAUCUCGGGUUUACUACAUGCACGGUGUGCUCCAUGACUGGUCUGACGAGCCCGCUCGCAAGAUCCUCGCUAUGCAGAGAGAUGCUAUGACACCGGGAUAUAGUACGCUGUUAAUCCACGAUCAUAUUGCUCCCCGGGCGCUCGCGCAUCCACAUACCACUGCGUACGAUUUGACCAUGAUGGUUAUGGUGGCUGGUACGGAGCGGACUGAGGUGCAGUGGGAGGAGUUGCUGCGACUGGAGGGAUUCAAAGUGGUCAAGAUCUGGAGGUCUCUACUGGCAGUGCAGGGUAUUAUCGAGGCAGAAUUAGUGUGA
Penicillium samsonianum is the source of this 1167-nucleotide messenger RNA. RefSeq lists its product as uncharacterized. The record is from RefSeq and is a predicted model, not a curated record. Bases 1 to 1167 code for a protein of 388 amino acids. The transcript is spliced from 4 exons. Gene Ontology annotation, molecular function: O-methyltransferase activity. Lineage: Eukaryota; Fungi; Ascomycota; Eurotiomycetes; Eurotiales; Aspergillaceae.